Messenger RNA from Emys orbicularis (European pond turtle), 5161 nucleotides. Its product is annotated as up-regulator of cell proliferation-like. The record is from RefSeq and is a predicted model, not a curated record. NCBI's taxonomy places the organism in Eukaryota, Metazoa, Chordata, Testudines, Emydidae. Bases 128 to 5161 code for a protein of 1677 amino acids. The transcript is spliced from 3 exons. Gene Ontology annotation, molecular function: GTP binding.
UAAACAAACAACCUCUCAGCUUUCCGGAGCCUCAGGAAGAAAUUUGCCCUUUGUGUACGUGCAGCUGUUUCCUGACACACUCUGCCCUGGCCUGGCAGUGUGCACAGCUUUCGUCUGAGGAGGCAGGAUGGCGAAGACCCUGAGAGAUCAUCUGCUGCUGACCCUGGAAGACCUGGGGGAAGAUGAGCUCAAGAAGUUCAAGUUCAAACUGCACGAAAUGCCACUGAAGGAGGGAUAUGAAAAUAUCGGCCGUGGGACACUGAAGAAAGUGGAUGUCAUCGACCUCACUGACAAGCUGAUCAGCUGCUACGAAGGAAAUUAUGCAGUGGAGGUGACCGUGGAGGCGCUGAAAUCAAUAAACGAGAGGGAUUUAGCAGAGAAACUCGCCAAGGCAACAGGAAAUGAUGCUUUAAACUCCAAACAGGAAUCAGACACUCAGCAAGGUCCAGAGUUGGAGGAGAAAGAUCUUUUUAAAGAGAGAAGGGGAGCACUCCAGGACCUCCUGUCCAAGCUGAAGAUGGAGAAGCACAGAAGCACGAAGCUGGGGUUGAGAGAUCUCCAGGAAAUCAACCCAGAAAGUCUACAGAACUGGACUCCUCAGGCAUUAGGGGAUUUACCGUGGCAUUUUCUGAGGAAGGUCAUGGCUCUGAAUGGGAUGGCCAGAAACAUGAACCUUGGGCAGGGAGCAUCUGCUGACAAAGCAAGCAGUGAUGACAAUGGGGGACAAGGCGAUGGUGGCAAUGUUCUUCAUUAUAGCAACAUGGACGCUAGAGCUUCUCUGCACCCCCUCGAUGUUCUCUGUGCCGUUCUGCUUUGCUCAGAUAGUUUCCUACAGCAGGAGAUCCUGUUAAAAAUGUCCAUGUGCCAGUUUGCCCUCCCUCUGCUGCUACCUGCCCUCGACACUCCCAAGUGCACUCUAAUGCUGUGGGCCAUGAGGGACAUUGUGAGGAAAUGGAGGCCGCACUCCCUGGCAGAGAGCAGAGGGUUCAGAGAGGAGAGCCUGGUGCUCACAUCACUGCCAACCAUUUCCUUUGUGCGGCUGGGGAGCUGCAGCUUCUCCAAGUCCCAACUCCUCAAUGAGGUUCUCAGCCCCUCCCAGCAGCACCACGAUUUCUUUAUCCAUCGGGACAUGGAGUCUGGGAACAUCCCUCGGGAAAUCGCAGAUGGGCUGGUUGAGAUUUCCUGGUAUUUCCCCGCUGGGAGGGAGAAUUUGGAUCUUUUCCCAGAGCCCGUCGCGGUUACAAAUCUGCGCGGAGACAUUGAGUCGCACCAGCUGCAGUUUCGCUUUUUAACAGAGGUCUCCUCAGCAGUGUUCAUAGUUACUGAGAGCAUCAGUGAGAGACAAUAUGCGCUGUUAUCAUCCCUGCAGGGAUCAGCCACUAAAUACUACUUCAUCCUCAAUUACGAGUCUGGCAAACGGAGUGAAACUCGGGAAUUCCUUAAUAAAUUAGCGCCAGUGCUGAAACUGAGUAAACAGCAUGUCCUAGAGAAAGAAAUUGGGACCAAGAAAGAGGAAUUCAUGGAAAAGUUGUGCUCUGCUAUAGGAAGUAUAAUGAACGAUCAUCACAAGGACAUGAAUAUGGAAGGCAUGGCUGUGACCGCACGUGAACUCGGAAUCCAGCUGGAUGAGGACUGUGAGGAAUGUCAGAGAGCAAAGAACCGCGUUAAAGAAAUCACGGCAGAAAUAAAAGAUGUUGGAAAUUACAAGAGGCAAAUACUGCAACUGCAAGGGGACCUGUGGAAGAGCUUAAGCAACGUGGAAAGAGAAAUGUGCAGAUUGAAAGGACAAGGGGACGUCCCCACAGAAGAAUAUAAAUCUAGGCUGAAAGAGAAAUUGUUGGAGUUACGUACACAGCAGAAUAAAUGUGACCUUACUGAUGGUUUGACUAAAUUUAUCAAUGGAAUAGGAACACUAUCUCAAAUGGAAAUACGCUACUUCCUGAAAUGCAUGAAAUUUAAUUUAGAUGGCAUUGCUAAGGGGAACCAUCCUAAUUUGCAACCUAACCAACAAAAGCUACCAGAACAGGAUGAAUCCAUCUCUGCCAGUUCCCUAGGAGUGGAGCAUUUCCUGCGUGAGUUGGGGCAGUUCUAUGAGGCUGAACACUCAAUGGUGAAGGAAGGCAAAAUGGCAAAAAUUCAAAGGAAAUUCAUUCAUUUCCCGAGGUUAGCAGCUGACCUGAUGCUGGAAGGGUUUCCCAUGGAGCUGAUCGAUGGAGAUGCCUCCAACAUCCCACUGCAGUGGGUGACGGAUGUUCUGAGUGAGCUCCAUGCCAAGCUGGGGAGAAGGUCCAAAAUGGUGGUUCUAACGGUGAUGGGAGGUCAGAGCACUGGGAAAUCCACCCUCCUCAACACCAUGUUCGGCCUGCAGUUUGCAGUGAGCAGUGGCCGAUGUACGCGAGGAGCCUUCAUGUCCCUCAUUAAAGUGGCAGAGAACUUUCAGCAGGAGCUGGGCUGUGAUUUCAUCCUGGUGAUAGACACAGAAGGCUUGAAAGCCCCUGAACUGGCCAAGCUGGAGGAUAGUUAUGAACUUGACAAUGAGCUGGCCACACUGGUGAUUGGACUGAGCGACAUAACGAUUGUUAACCUGACCAUGGAGAAUGCCACAGAAAUGAAGGAUGUUCUGCAAAUUGUGGUCCAUGCCUUUCUCAGAAUGGAGGAAACGGGGCACAUGCCCACCUGCCAAUUUGUGCAUCAAAACGUCAAUGAUGUGGCUGCCUAUGAACAAAACAUGAGAGACAGGAAAUAUCUUGUGGAGCAGCUGAAUAAAAUGACCAUAGCUGCAGCAAAGAUGGAAAAACUACAGAAAGAAAUUAUGGUUUCUGACAUUAUGGACUAUGACCCAGAGAAACACAAUUGGUACAUCCCCAGCCUGUGGCAUGGGGACCCUCCAAUGGCACCAGUGAACAUUGGGUACAGUGAGAGUGUGUGUGGGCUAAAGAAAUGCUUGUUUGAAUUUGUAAGACAACAUUCACUUAACAGCAUUCCCAAAGACAUUCCCCAAUUUAUCGAAUGGGUGAAGAGUCUGUGGAACGCUCUGAAACAUGAUGACUUCCUCUUCAGCUUUAGAAACCCCUUCACAACUGAAGCCUACACCAAGAUAGCUGCAAAGUCUGUAGGGUGGGAAUGGGAGUUCCGCAAGGAAAUGAAUCUGUGGGUAACUGAAAAACAAACUUUCUUCAAGAAUCAACCACCAGAUAAAUUAGAUGCUCGUGUCCUGACCAACUUAACAAGUGAGACUCAGCAGAAAGUGAGCUAUGAAUCGCACAGGAUUUUGGAGCGGUUUCAAAGUGCAGCAGUAAAGCAGACGGUUAGAGAUGAGAACACGGAAUGUUUUGUUAGGUAUUCACGUCCGCUUGCACAUCAAAGUUCAAGUUAUUCACGCGCCAUUUGUUCCAAUCUGGUGACUGCCAGCAAAGGAUGGCGAAAGAAAAACACUAUUCAGGCUACGUGCAUAAAAACAAUUGAAGGUGAAAUGGACAUGCUUUUGGAAGACUGUAGAAUGAGAGAGAACAAAGCAGACAACAAGGAACUGGAAAUGGAGUUUGAGGAAAUGUGGAGUGAGACAGUGUCAAAAAUACGGCUCGGCUGUUUGGAUGAAAAGCAAAUGUAUCAAGACAUUGAGUUGCUGCUAAGAGAGGACCUGGCAAAGCAAGAGAAUCCAUCCAGUCUAAAGCUACAGGAAUACAGCAACUUAUUGAAUUAUGGAACAAAAUCUUUCAUUAUGAAAAAGGAAUACUUAGAUUUACCAUGGAUUAAGACCCUGAAUGAAUGGUUCACACAGGAAUGCUGGCAUAAAACAGAAGAACUUGCUAAAUCAUUAAUGGAACAGUGCAAAGAUUAUAUUAGAAAUAUAGCAGACAGCAAAGUAGAUUAUGAUGAAAUUUACAGCAGAAAUCUGUUGAGGAUGAUCAAUGAGAGGCUUCAAGAGGCAGAAGUUCAGAAACUUCACACGAGCGCUUGCUUUAAAGUUGACCUGAAGCUUCACAUUUUGGGGGAAGUGGUUCCUUUAUUAGAGAAGAUGCAAGCAAGCUUCAUCAAAGAAAAUGAUCCUGAACUAUAUCUGGAGAAACUAAAACCUCACUAUCUCGCCACAUUUAGAGAUCUUUAUUUGGGGAAGGAUUCCUGCCAAACAAGAGCCAGGGAUUUCUGUCAUUGGUGUCUCAAACCUGCCCUGGUGGACUAUGUGAACAACAGACUUGGGUUAGAAAUAGUCGAUGACAUUCUCAGAAGUGGACAGUAUGAUGAAUAUACAAACCGAAGCCUUUUCCAGUUCACUGUCUUGAAGAAGCUGCUGAAAUAUGAAAACUUUGACACCUAUAUCAUAUACAUUAAUAACUAUGAACGUUUUGUCAAAAUCUGGGUAGAGGGACACCUGCUAGAUCGCUACAGCCAGACAGCGCGGUUGCGACACCUGGAGAAAGAGAUUCUGUCCUCAGUAAUAAAGAAAGCCAGGACUGCUUUGGAGUCUCCCAGUGACAAAAGCACCAGCAUGGUCUGUGACUUUUUAGACACAUUUUGUGGAGAGUUACAGAAUGACUUGGUGAUUUCCAAGGACCAUCUAGCAGUGGUGCGGUUUAAAAACACGGCAAAUGCUGCACAGUUUUCGGCUCAUGUUCAGGCCAUCCUUCCCGAUCUGGAAAAAGAAACCUUAGCUGAAUUUGAAGAGUUGAAAUUUGAAUCCAAACUCUCCAACCUGUCCAUGAAGCCCCAGGAUGAAAUCUUCAACUGUGUGUUUGGCUGUGGGCAGCAGUGCCCGUUCUGUAAAGUCCCCUGUGAAGCAGGAGGCAUGGAUCAUACGGAACACUUUGCUACAGUCCAUCGGCCUCAGGGAUUAGGGCAGUGCAAAAACAAACGGACAGGAAUGCUUGAGUACUCUUUGUGUUCUUCCGAUGUGGUUUCCAACGCUGUAUUUAGGAAUUCAGAAACGGAAGAGAAAUUUCAUCCCUAUAAAGAUUAUCGACGAUAUUACCCAGAAUGGCGCAUCCAGCCCGAUCCCAGCAUCGACACUUCUGACUACUGGAAGUUCGUUUUUAACAGGUUCAACUAUAAGUUUGCUAAGAAGUACAAGGCUAAGCCAGCAAAUCUGCCGCAGGGUUGGAAAAAAAUAACCAAGCAGCAGGCACUAGAGAGCCUAGAGGAAGCAUUUAACAUAAAACAAUAA